Molecule: messenger RNA, 831 nt
Organism: Trichomonas vaginalis G3
Lineage: Eukaryota; Parabasalia; Trichomonadida; Trichomonadidae
Product: cupin domain-containing protein family
Exons: 1
Coding region: 1-831 (276 amino acids)
Biological process (GO): riboflavin biosynthetic process
Molecular function (GO): 5-amino-6-(5-phosphoribosylamino)uracil reductase activity
Source: RefSeq, a predicted model, not a curated record
AUGACUGAAGACAGACCAUUCAUAUUCAUCCAUAUGAUAUCAGCCCUUGAUGGUAAGAUUAUUGGUGAUUUCAUGCACACCGAAGCAGGAAUUGCCACAUGUAAAGAUUAUGGUUGGACAAAUGAUACCUAUAAGCCAGAUGCAUGCAUAGUCGGUAGAAAAACAGUAAAGGGGUUCUUUGUUACCACACCCGAACUUAACCCUGAUGAAACUGAAGUGGUUGAUGGUGAUUAUAUUGACGAUAGUGCAGCCAGACCAUAUUUAAUCGUUGUUGAUCCAGCAGGUAAAUUGGGAUGGAAACAAAACUUUGUUGAAAUGAAGCCAAAUACCAACUUUCAUGUUAUUGAGGUUUUGACAGAGAAAGCUUCUCCGCAAUAUCGAAAUUACUUGAGAAGGUCCAAAAUUUCAUACAUUAUGGUUGGAAAGGAGCAAGUCGAUUUAUUACUUCUCGUAAAGAAGUUGAAAGAUGAUUUUAAAGUUAAUGUACUGAGUGUUCAUGGUGGUGCAACAAUCAAUUGGACAUUUCUUCAAGCAGGAAUUGUUGAUGAGCUUUCAAUAUGCAUGGCUGCUGCUGCCGAUGGUGCUAAUGAUACUUUAACUCUCUUCGAAAAGUCCCCUUAUGCUUUGAAAGAUUCACCAAUUGAGUUUGAACUAAAAUCGGCUGAUAAAAUUAGCAACGGAGGAUGUGGCUCAGAUAUACUCCUAAGAAGUCACAAAAGAAAGAAAUUCCUUACCUUGGACAGUUUGAAACAGGUCCAAAGAAUGAAAAGUUUGCUGAAUUCUUUUCUGGUCAAAGCUAUAUCAGUCUACUCUCUGAUAAAGGAGCAUUGA